Molecule: messenger RNA, 330 nt
Organism: Prorocentrum cordatum
Lineage: Eukaryota; Dinophyceae; Prorocentrales; Prorocentraceae
Source: the annotation of a GenBank genome assembly
AUGGUUAUUUCAUGGUUGAUGGUAUUUCAGGCGGUGCCAGUUCUUCCUCACCCUAAGAUUGUUCAAUGCGUUCCUCUCAUUGGAACCAGCGAGCGCACUCCUGGCCGGCUCCUGGAAGUUGUCUUCUCUGGGCCCGGAAGGACCAUGCAGGUUUUCGACCUCCACCUCGAUCCCGCCCUCCAUCGCGAGCUUGAAGGAGGGCUCUGUGUCACCACGGUCAACGCCAACAGCUGGGGGACAUUGAAAGCCUUCCUCGGGAACUCGGACGCGCAUGUUGUUCUGGCGCAGGAGCAUCGUCUUCGUUUCCAGGUGGACCUCGACCAGGCCUGA